Messenger RNA from Oncorhynchus gorbuscha (pink salmon), 4486 nucleotides. RefSeq names its product melanophilin-like. Gene Ontology annotation, molecular function: small GTPase binding; myosin binding; actin binding. Gene Ontology annotation, biological process: intracellular protein transport. The transcript is spliced from 15 exons. The coding region runs from base 142 to 1953 and encodes 603 amino acids. NCBI's taxonomy places the organism in Eukaryota, Metazoa, Chordata, Actinopteri, Salmoniformes, Salmonidae. The record is from RefSeq and is a predicted model, not a curated record. Gene Ontology annotation, cellular component: cortical actin cytoskeleton.
UUUCUGGAUUUGCGCCCUAUGCAGUCGGUCUGUCAAGUUCUCUCAAGGGAAUGUGCCACAGGGAAGGCUACGAACGAAGUUCGCGCGCAGGUCAAGUCCAAUAUAAAGCAGUGAAUGGUCCCCAGGUGCCCAAGGUGAACAAUGAUGCCUACCACCGCUGUGGGGAAGAAGCUGGAUCUCUCCACACUGACAGAGGAGGAGGCCCAGCACGUGUUUCAAGUCGUCCAGAGAGACUUUGACUUGAGGAAGAAAGAGGAGGACAGACUGGGGGAGCUAAAGACGCAGCUAGAGAAGGAGGACACCAAGAGAGAGCUGCUAGGCACUGGGACCAGCCUGACAGAGUCCCACUGUAUCCGCUGCUUGCAGCCCUUCAAGUUCCUUGUCAACAGCAAGCUCCAGUGUCUGGACUGCCAGGUGUACGCCUGCAAAGCCUGCAGCCGCUACAACAAGAAGGAGCGCGGAUGGGUAUGCGACCCCUGCCACAUGUCCAGGGUCCUCAAGAUUGGCACUUUGGAGUGGUACCAUGAGAAUGUGCGCUCCCGUUUCAAGCGCUUUGGCAGUGCCAAGGUGAUGCGCUCGCUCUACAAGAGGUUGAGUGGCGAUCUCAGCGCCUCCCAGAGUGACCUGAGAGAGCCUCGUGAAGAUGACACACACAGCAUGCCCGAAAGCCACAAUCUCUACGAUGAGAACAACAUGGACACCAUGGCAGAUGGACGACACUACAGAAUGAUGAAAACGACCAAGCGACUGCUCACUGUGCACCCCGUCGACUUCGGUCUGGACCUUAACUACUCCACCCUCUCUCUGUCUCGACAAGAAUCCUGUCAGAGUCCACAGAGCAGUCUGGAGGGCGGCACACGGGAGUCCCUGACAGCCGAGGCCGACAUGGCCUGCAUGUUCCAGCAGAUCCUGGAGGAGCAGGGUGAGAGACACUCCGACUUCAACACGGAGGUCCUCCACAGCCGCCGGAUGAGUCUGCUGGACAAGCCGGCCCGCUUCGGCCCCCCCGUCUAUGAACUCUCUAUCCGGACAGACGAGGUGCCGUACCCAGAGAACUGGAUGAUGCGGGCACGAUCCUUGUCCAGGAUGAGCCAGUCUUCGUGUGGCAGUGCCAACAACGGGCACCUUCGCAGCAGCGGACAACUGUAUGGCCUGGAGGACUCGGAGGAAGAGGAAGAGUACCAGCGCCAGUACCAGCGUCUGGCGUCGCGCCGACGUAGUCACAGCCACUUCUCCUCACAGGAAAGCCUCAACCACGGGGCACCGCCACAGAUAACUGAGCUGAACAGACGCAUGUCGGUCAUUGAGAAACUACUGAACCGUCUGGAACAGAAAGUGACAUCCCCCUAUGACCAGGGCCAGUCUUGUACUUCUCCCCUGCCCCAGUGGGAGGAGGUGGACCUGGAGGAACUGCAGCUGAGACAGAAGCUGGACCAGCUGACGGGCAACAUCAGUGACAAGGGUCUGUCCUCGGAGGAGGAUGAACCCAAGAGACCCCCAUCCCCCAAGGAGAGCCCAGGGUGGGGGAGGCGCCUUAGGGGGGACGUGAGCCCAUCCGGGUCCCUCUCCAGACCCUCCUCCAGACCGGGCAUCAUGAUCAGCCCACCCAUCGAUGAACUGCAGGAGCCCUCUGAAGUACAGGCCUAUUUUUCAACAGGACAUUCCAGGAGCCUCCGUGAGGGCAGUUCUCUGCCCCGCUACCGUCCCACCACCACCACAGAGCUGUUUGAGCUGGAAGGCAAGGUGGCGAUGGCCGCUGCCACAGUACAGAGCACAGUGAGCGAGGUGACAGACAUCGAGAACAAGAUCGCUGCCCUGAGUGCUGCUGGGAUGUCUGUGGAUAUGACCAGGAGAAAGUCAACCGUCCCUCCCCAAAGAAGAAGUGCCUAUGACCUUCCAACAAAAACCAGUAAUGGCACAGGGUCAUUGAGGAGGAAGUUGAGCAUCUUGUAACUGAGUAAAGUGAUUCUUAUAACAGAGAAUCUGCUGGAGCAGGAGUCCAUUUUGUGUCAAGUUAUUUCAUUGGCUAUACGUUAUUGUGAACUGAACCUAAUAAUGCCAUUAUCUCUCUGUUUGUUUAUGACAUUUACCCAAUAUUAUUUCUAAUAUUAUUUAUAUUCAAGAAUGUGAAAUGUUAUGCUUCAUGUUACAAUGUCUUAAUGCAUUUGCUGAACAGUAAAAAAACAUUUUUUUAAACAUUAUAGCAAUGAUGUAACUGCCAACUUUAUUAAAAUGUACUUAUGACUAGACUUAGACAUCCAUAGUACAUUAACUGUAAUCUCAUGUUUGUACUACUAUUGAAUGAGCCUGUUGCAAAGCUUUAUUAACUUCACUAUUAACAGAUUACACAAUUAUAUGUAGGGUUUUCUCCAGAUAAUUGCAGCUGUUUCUCAUAUAGGCUUCAUUCCAUAGGGUUCAUGGGGACACUGUAGCUCAGUUGGUAGAGCAUGGCGCUUGUAACGCCAGGGUAGUGGGUUCGUAGUGGGUUCGAUUCCCGGGACCACCCAUACGUAGAAUGUAUGCACACAUGACUGUAAGUCGCUUUGGAUAAAAGCGUCUGCUAAAUGGCAUAUAUUAUAUAUAUUAUAUACUUUGUAGAAACCAAAUCUCAGUGGUCAAUUGAUAAACCAAUUCCAGGAGGCACAUAUGGUUCUCCAUUGGGUUCCAGUCUAUAUGCUUUCUGACAUCAAGGGACAAGAGAUUGAGUGAUGGUCUGCGUCCAGACCAGGCGCCAGAACAAAUCAUUUGGACUGCCUUUGCUUUCCAUAGGCGGGCCCGUUGUUUUCACGGGACCUCAUGCGUGCACAUGCUUGCACGUUCACAGUUUUUUUUUAUUGGUGUAAUAGUAAAGCCCAUCCGCAGCUCGUGGGUUUCAAGUUCGGGGAAGCUGACUAUUUAUCCUACCAGUUUCUGCGUAACAGUUCUGAUUAUUUUUAUACGCACAUUUUCAAUAAUAACGUUUUCAUGUAUCAAAAUCAAUGACUUUGAUUAUCGAGGCUGGGAGUGUUGGGAAGAUUUUUCAAAUACUGACGAACAAUCAUUCGCAAUGGAUGUUUAAAAAAAACACUUUGUUGACUUGUGUGAUAUGAAGAAAAAAAUGUGUGGUGUAACGUUACGUGGUGAUUUAAUCAGAAAUAAGGCAUUGCCAAAUAGGCACUUUCCUACAUAUGCAUGUAUUCUGGAGAGAGACGUACCAUAUUUUUGCCACACGACCCUUACCAUUUUUUUUGAUGCAGUAUUUUAAAUUAUACUCAAGACACAUUUUUAGACGCUUUUCACUGACAGCCGUUGUGAUUUGAACAAAUCCAUUGCUAUUUUUUUUAAAGAAGCGAAUUAUCCUCUGUGGCUAAAUCAUGCUCCCUGGUGAAGUGUUUUGAAUUAAUUUAUUUACACAGGAGUAAUUAUAUAAUUUGGGAGAAACAUGCAUUUACUUUAGGGCAAUCCAGCAUCUUAACUGUGCACACGCCAACUUUCCUUACCAAUUAGCAAGAGGCUGAAACUAGAGAUAUGUAUAUGAUGACGAGUUGCUCAUGUCUCCAACCUAACAAUAGGUAUUCCCAUAGAAACGCAUUGAAUUUAUACUGGACAGAUUAUGGCAAGAAGGAGCCCUCACGCUUCGCCACUUCCUCUCUGCUGAAGCUGUAUCACAGGAGAAAACAUCCGAGCGAGCGAAACAGCGCCCCUCUAUAUGUUGCCCAUGUAUCUGAUGCUGUGUGGACAGAAAUAGUAUGACAUGCCAUACUCUUUUGGUCCAGAUAGCAUCAGAUACAUGGUUUACACAUACUGAGACAGAGAAACGCUGUUUCGCUCGCUCGGAUGCUUUAACUGAGAUCGAAGCGUCUUUCUGUCGGCGUUCGUCUCGGUCAAAUAAAUCAUCAGUAUUUCAAUAUUUCAUUUGGAAGGGCCCUCUCAUUACGCCGGGCCUUUAUGCAUCCAAAUGGCACCCUAUUUCCUAUGUAGUGCACUUAUUUUGACCAGAGUCCUAUGGGGUUACAGUCAAAAGUAGUUAUUUUAAUUGUAUUUAUUUAACCAUUAAUGUAGUGCACUAUAAAGGGAAUAGAGGGACAUUUAAUUUUGUCAGUGUAGGAGACUGUUCAAAUAGAUACAGCAAUUUGAUGCUGGAAUAUUAGGGCAUAUAUUCAGGAUAUACACACAAACAUGGGUGCGUGAAUGAUGCAAGAGCUUAGAACUGAUUGCCGCUAUUGUACUAUGUUAAACAGUAAAGUAUCAUUCAUGUAGUUUUUAGUACAAUAGACGCUUUUCUACUACUGAAUUGCUCUGAAUUGCUCUGUACAUUUGUAGUCAUCUGAAUGAAUUAAUUUGAAUGAAUUUGUAUCCUCUGCAUGAACCAUUAAUUGCUAUUUUAUAUUUAUUAGUAGAUAUCCUAGUGUGAACAUCACUACAAAGUAUAUGAACCAUGUUUCCAAUACUAUAGUGCCAAGUAACACCUUUGACAUUGUACUAAUUAAAAUGUAAACAAAGUCAA